Paracoccidioides brasiliensis Pb18 is the source of this 1596-nucleotide messenger RNA. RefSeq lists its product as uncharacterized. The record is from RefSeq and is a predicted model, not a curated record. The transcript has 7 exons. The coding region runs from base 1 to 1596 and encodes 531 amino acids.
AUGGCCGCGCCAGGUGGCCCUUCAAGCGGGGUUAAUCUCUUGGUCACAAUUAAGUCGUUCAUUUCGCUUCCAAAGGCUCUUGGUCGUAUCUUGGUCGUUUGCGGCCUUUUGCACGAGGGUGUGUCGUUUGGUUUUGGCGAUACAACGUCCACUUCCAGCGGCCUGAUUAGAGGCCACAAAUCGCCAUCGCGUCCUGAUGUGAUCGAAUAUCUUGGUAUCAGAUAUGCUCAGUCUCCGGUGGGCAGUCUUCGUUUUGCAAAGCCAUUGGCAUACACUUCAGAUCAGUUCUUUGAAGCGUUGAGUUUUGAUUCAAGAGACUGCCCUCAAAACCCGUCACAGCCAGUGGAGUAUCCAAAUGCCACGAAUAUACAGAAGACAAUUAUCGCGAAUUUCGCUGGCCAAACUGGCAAUGAACAAAGCGAAGACUCAACAAGUGCGUCAAAGAAGCCUGUUGUGGUCUGGAUCCAUGGCGGAAGAUUCACUGCGGGUAGUAUCAACAAUAAAUUCUACCAAGGACAAUACAUUGCAGACCAAGAAGACGUCGUUGUUGUCUCCAUAGGCUAUCGCUUGAAUAUCUUCGGUUUCUCCGGAGCCCCUGGGCAGCCACAAAAUGUUGGUUUGCUUGACCAGCGCAUGGCUCUAGAGUGGAUUCGUGAUAAUAUUGCUGGCUUCGGAGGAGACCCAGAGUGCAUCACCAUUUUUGGACAGUCUGCCGGUGGUGUGGCAGUGGACUACUACUCGUAUGCAUAUACCAAUGACCCAAUUGUUAGCGGCCUAAUUUCGAUGGCUGGAACCGCGCUUAGCAUGAAGCCGAAUACGAUGAAGCAGUCGGCAAGGUAUUGGUAUACGGCAGCGUUAGCGCUUGGAUGCGGCGGUCGUGGCGAUGUCUUAGAUUGUAUGAGAUCGAAGAGUCCGUCCGAAAUUCUGGAUACAGUCACGAAGGUUCCUCCGGAGCCUAGUAAAGCCCUUGCGCAGCCUGUGUUCCAUCCCACCGUUGACAAUAUGAUAGUGUUCUCCGAUUAUGAGGCACUAUCUGCCCAGGGUAAAUUUGCAAAACUGCCGAUGCUGGUUGGUAAUGCAGAUUAUGAAGCUGGAUUUUACAGAAUCUCCGCAUUUGCUACCAACUUAACCCUGACAGAUACGCAGUGGCACCUGUUGAAUCUUGCCGGUUUCACCUGCGCUGGGGACCGUACGGCAGGCUAUCGAGCCAGCCACCGUGUUCCUGUUUGGAGAUACCGAUAUUAUGGCGAAUGGCCCAAUACUACCAUGUAUCCAGGAAGCGGAGCAUACCAUGGAACGGACGUAGGACAGGUGUUUGAAACAGCGGAAGAUGUCAGUGGAGGUAUUAGGAAUACAGAAUCCGAGCGAGAAGUCUCGUCGUAUAUGGUGCAUGCAUGGGCAAUGUUCGCAAGGAAUCCUCAAAGUGGUCUGGAUGAGUUGGGAUGGCCUAAGUAUACUGCAGAAGAGCAACCUCAAAAGUUCACCGCCCUCGCUUUUAAAAAUGACCCGAAAAUCACCAUCCUGCCCUCGGGGGAAACCGAUGCUGGAUGCGCAGUCCUGGGCACGGACACUUCUUAUGCCAAAGGUGCAUUUUGA